AUGGUGGUGGCGGAGAUGGAGGCGGAGGUGAUCGUGGUGGUGGUGGUGGUGGGGAACGUGGGGGGUGGUGGCGGCGGAGGGGAUGGUGGUGGUGGGGGUGGGGGUGAUGGUGGUGGUGGCGAUGGAGGCGGAGGUGAUGGUGGGGGUGGUGGUGGGGAACGUGGCGGUGGAGGUGAUGGUGGAGGUGGGGGUGGGGGUGGGGGUGAUGGUGGUGGUGGCGAUGGAGGGGGAGGUGACGGUGGUGGUGGUGGUGGGGGUGACGGUGGUGGUGGCGAACGUGGGGGUGGAGGUGAUGGUGGUGGUGGUGGUGGAGAACGCCGGGGUGGAGGUGGUGGUGGCAAACUUUUGAUGAAGCUUAACUUCUGCUGGAGCUACAUCUUCCGGCAGAAUGAGAGUGACAGAACUUGGAGCAAUUAG
Messenger RNA from Salvia miltiorrhiza (redroot sage), 417 nucleotides. RefSeq names its product glycine-rich protein DOT1-like. The coding region runs from base 1 to 417 and encodes 138 amino acids. The record is from RefSeq and is a predicted model, not a curated record. The transcript is spliced from 2 exons. Lineage: Eukaryota; Viridiplantae; Streptophyta; Magnoliopsida; Lamiales; Lamiaceae.